CCACUCACAUAUAAAGACAAAUUUGUCAUCAUCUGCGUGAACAUUUUUGAGUAUGGUCUGAAACAGCAGGAGAAGCGGAAAAUAGAGCUGGACACCUUCAAUGAGUGCAUCCAGGAGGCCAUCCAAGAAAACCAGGAGGAGGGCAGACUCAAGAUUGCCAAGUUCGAGGAGAAGCACUUCAUGAAUUUAAAUAGCAUCCGAGAAGAAUCUGAUCUGCUCAACAUUGAGAAGAAGAUAAUGGAGUGCAGUGAGGAUAUCACUGAGCUAUUCAACGUGCUCAUGACACUGGAGAUGCAGCUGGUAGAGCAGCUGGAGGAGACCAUAAACAUGUUUGAAAGGAACAUCAUUGACUUGGUGGGACUCUUUAUCGAAAAUGUCCAAGGCUUUAUGGCUCAGUGCCGGGACCUUGAAAAUCACCACCAUGAGAAACUCCUGGAAAUCGCCAUCAACACCCUAGAGAAGACUGCUAAGGGUGAGAUAGGCAACGACCUCCCUGAGGAUGUGCGCGCGCUUUUUAUCGACAAAGACACGGUUGUUAAUGCUGUUGGGGCAUCGCAUGACAUCCACCUCCUGAAGAUUGACAAUCGAGAAGAUGAGCUGGUGACCAGGGUCAACUCUUGGUGUACACACUUAGUAGACAAAAUUCACAAGGAUGAGAUCAUGAGGAACCGCAAGCGAGUGAAAGAAAUCAAUCAAUACAUUGACCACAUGCAGAACGAGCUGGACAACCUGGAAUGUGUCGAUAUCGUAGAUUAGAUGCCAGGGGUCCUCUUCAAAAUACGCGACAGCCCUACCUGAGGAGCGGGCUCAAUUUACCAACCGUCUGGGGAGAGUUACUGGGAAUUCCUAACCCAAGUCUCCUCUUGACAUUACUCCUUCCCCACCCGUGGAAAAAGUUCCGAAUACAGAGAAAAAUAAAGGAUUUAUGUCA
This is a messenger RNA of Marmota monax (woodchuck), 931 nucleotides long. It is a transcript of the gene Drc3, whose product is annotated as dynein regulatory complex subunit 3. The record is from RefSeq and is a predicted model, not a curated record. The transcript is spliced from 6 exons. The annotation marks the transcript as partial. Lineage: Eukaryota; Metazoa; Chordata; Mammalia; Rodentia; Sciuridae.